CACUGGGGGCACUGUGCCGCUACUGCGGCACCAGCGUCAGGACUCAACUGUCGGUCUGUAAUGAGUCAAAUCGUAAUGGCGACUGCUGGAACAGCAGACUGUGGAUCGGCAGCCCCGACAGGGACCAGUGGCAUCCGGAAAAUGGCCCCUUCAGAGAUGCCUGGCUCUUCAGGCACAACUCAGAGUAUGAAGAAGACGAUCGGACACCGGGGGGUUGAGACCACCACAGGAGAGACCACCUACAAAAAGACCACCUCAUCUGCCCUCAAAGGUGCCAUCCAGUUGGGCAUCACUCACACAGUUGGCAGCUUAAGCCAAAAGGCGGAGAGGGAUGUUCUCAUGCAGGAUUUCGUGGUGGUUGAAAGCAUCUUCUUCCCCAGUGAAGGCAGUAACCUCACUCCUGCUCACCACUACAGUGACUUUCGCUUUAAGACCUAUGCUCCUAUUGCCUUUCGUUACUUCAGAGAACUCUUUGGCAUUCGGCCAGAUGACUACCUGUAUUCUCUGUGUAACGAGUCACUGAUCGAGUUGUCUAACCCCGGAGCCAGCGGAUCCCUCUUCUAUGUCUCCAGUGAUGACGAGUUCAUCAUCAAGACUGUUCAACACAAAGAGGCAGAGUUCCUCCAGAAACUUCUACCUGGAUACUUCAUGAACAUAAACCAAAACAAGCGCACCCUGCUGCCCAAGUUCUACGGACUGUAUUGCGUUCAGGCAGGGGGCAAGAAUAUCCGUAUUGUAGUGAUGAACAAUCUUCUGCCUCGGAUCAUCCCCAUGCACCUCAAGUACGACCUCAAAGGCUCCACCUAUAAGAGACGAGCUUCCCCUAAGGAGAGAGAAAAGGCCGUUCCCAUUCACAAAGACCUGGACUUCAUCCAGGACUUACCUGACAGUCUGCUGCUGGAAGGAGACAACUACAAUGCCCUGUGCAAGACUAUUCAGAGGGACUGUUUGCUCUUGCAGAGUUUCAAGAUCAUGGAUUACAGUCUGUUGAUGGGCAUCCACAACAUGGACCAGGCCAGUCGAGAGCGGGAACGUAGCGGGGGAAACUCGGGUGACAGUGGGGGGUCGGAGGGACCAGUGACCCCAGAUCAUCGCCGGCCACAAACUCAGAAAAGUCUGUACUGUACAGCCAUGGAGUCCAUUCAGGGGGAGGCUCGAGGGAAGGGAGCCUUGGAUUCAGAAGAUCACAUGGGCGGUAUUCCAUCUCGUAAUACUAAAGGAGAGAGGCUGCUGAUCUACAUUGGCAUCAUCGACAUUCUCCAGUCCUACAGGUUUAUUAAGAAGUUGGAGCACUCCUGGAAAGCCUUGGUCCAUGAUGGGGACACUGUUUCAGUUCACAGACCCGGCUUCUAUGCAGAUCGUUUUCAGCAAUUCAUGUGCAACACAGUGUUCAAGAAAAUUCCAUUAAAACCAUCUCCAUCUAAGAAGAGUCGUGGUGGAGGUCAGGGAGGUCUUAGGAGGGCCCCCACACUGGGAGCUCCCACCCAGCUCUCCCACUCAACAGGACAGUCAGCUGUUGACUGCAGACUAGUCUACCACAGCCACUUUAAAAGCACAGAUUCAGAAGCAGACAGUGGUGUGCAGUUGGGCAGACCAGAUCUUGUUCCGAGGACCCCUCCACUGGGGGAAAACCCUUCGGACUAUGAGGCCAACCUGUCUACCUCGUCACUUGGCAGCACAGGAGUCGCCUCUACCUCUCCUCCCCUACGGUCUGUAGGGGUGGAGGUACACAAAUCAGCAAACACAGAGCUUGACCAUCACAGUUUGGAGGCAGAAGGGGCUGUCGAUAACUCGGGCAACAACGAAGAUGUCAUUUCACUGUCAGACAUCAUCCCUGAGACAAACAUCUGUUUUUAAACAAACAGUAUUUGAAGACCCCGUUUCUGGGUGGAAGAGAGGAUAAAGAGUGAAAGUCGCCCAUCCAACACGGACCCUCCGUUGCACCUCUGUUGGUACAUACACCCAUACAGUACAUACAAGCAUCGCUGAAUGAAGCAGCGAGGUGCAAUGGAGGUUGUGACGAUGAAGAAAAUAGUCAUGGGGAAGAUCACGAAGAAGACAAUAUGUGGAAGGCUUUUGCUUUCCCAGCCAUUGACAUCAACUGUUUCUAUACACCUGGACACAAAAGGCUAAUGACCCUGAAUUUGCAGCUCUUCUCUAAUCUCUAAAAAACAUUUUACUUCUCGUUGACAAAAUGAAGGAUGCUUCAAUUACAUAACAGACACAAUAAUUAGUUGUAUAUUGUUACAAGCCCAGUGGAUGAUGAAGGCAGUCAAGUUAUCCAUAAAGAGACGGUCAUUGUGUCCACUCUUCGCAGCAUGAAGCGAUUGUGAGACGACACAGACAGCAUUUCAGCAGGAACACGCCCAUUUCUGGGCACAAAAAGGGCGUGGCCUGCAUUUGUAGGAGUGAAUAUUUGCCUCUGUGUUCAUGCGGAGUCGAAGUGGGUUCACAUUUCCGUGAUUUACACUGAAAUGUUCCCAUCACCACACUUCCAUUUCCCCCUUGUUACACGUAAGCAGUGGCACUCUAAACUAUCAACAGUCCUUGUUCAAAUCGACACUUACUGCUGUUGACUCUGCAAUCAUGUAUGCAUUUCUAUGUACUGAUUGUGGAUGUACAGUAUUUGUUUGAAUUUGGAUCCCGAAACAGUGGAGAAAUGGGUUCAACCACACCUAUACGGCCAUUUUGUUUCAUUUUUUGAUUUAAGUUAUUCUGCUGGAAGCCACAGUGGUGCUGCAAAAGAUCCAACUGGAUAUCACCACUGCUGAAUGUACAUUACAAUGUUUUCUUAUAUAGAAUGUGUCUUAUUAACGUGGCAGACCACAUUUGUACGACCCUGAAAAUCUCCCCCUCUGAUGUGACCAUAUGUGCUAUAAAUAACUAGAGAGAAGAGCUGUCGACAGCAUUGCUGGCCAGUAGAUGCUGUGAAAUGAACUCGUAGAAUAUUAAUAAUUUCCAGCUACCGUCAUUCGUCUGUCAUGUCUGUGCCUUUUUUUACAUGCUCGUCCCUUCCCCAACAUGUGAUGUAUAACUGACAUGUUUUAUAGGUUAGUGUUGUAGUCACACAGAGAAACCUGCCUUAUCACUACAGCUGAAGUUGUCAAACUGCCAUUUGUAUGUCUGUACCAACGAUCAGGGCGUAAAAAUAAUUUCUGAUUUUAAUGCAAACACUACUCCAAUCUAUUUUGGUUCUGUGUAUGACGAGUGCUCGGUCGCUGUGUUUCAUCAGCACAGCUGAUCCCGUUAACUCCCCCGAUGUCUGACAGUGAGGAUGACUAUCUCUUUUAUUAUUAUUAUUAUUAUUAUUAUUAUUUCUGCGGGUUACAGAAAUGACUCCCGCCCACAGCCACUCUUGGACCAAUAUUAAUAACCAUGUGUAUAACUAAUUUUUGUAUUUUUUUUGUAUGGAGUCUCUCAGUGUUUACUCGGCUGUGUAUAACAAUUGUGCUUUUUUCACAAUGUUUUUUGUGUUUGUUGUUUAGGGCAUAAACAAGCUGCAGAGAGCUUUUUACCCCACAAGAUUGUUCUAAUACAGAAAUUUGAAUCACUACAAAGUGACUGUAGCAACACUCGAGAUCUUGGACAUCAUCUCAUUUAAGGUAUUACUAUUUAUGUUUUGUAGGCACAUUUGGUCUAUGCAGCAGAGAGGGAGAGGAGGGGAAAUGUGAGUUGUGAAUAUAGAUGAAAGGAAAACUACUCCUGUUCAGCUGAGGAUUUAGGACUGAGUCUUUUGUCUCCUAAACCAGUCGUGGAACCAAAGAAAAGAGUGGGGAGUUCCUGUAAUUGUUCAGGAUCCAGUGCAGUGGACAUGAAAAUGAAGUCAGACACUCCUUGAUACCUGCAUGGACGGAUACAUUGUACAUGGUAAUAACACUGGGUUGUCCUGUGUUUUAAGGAUGUACUUUUAGACUGGAUGUUUGUUUGUUUUUGCUAAAUAGUGUCUUGUCUGAUAAGCUGUAUCUGACAUCAAUUUAUUGUUUCUUUAUCAAAGAAUUUGUUUACUUUUUUUGGCCUGAGACAUUUCAAGAUUUAACUCCACAUUCCUGCGAAAUUCAGUUUAAAUUCACUACAGUUGUGGAAUUAGGACGAUGUACUUGAAAUGUAUUGUUUCUGAUACUAUGCUGAAAUGUAAUAAGUGGAUUAUUUCAAACUUUCAAAGGUUGGUUGAGAGUCAAACAGCCACCAAAGAAAAACCUCCAGGAAAUUCUUUCUCCUGUGACACCUACAUUUUGAGGUUUUAUGUUGUAACUUUCUUUUUUGAUGGGUGGUACUAUGUAAUUGCCGGAUGCAGACCAGUUCUCUCGCAGUCAUGUGCUACGCCAUGGCACAACAGAAACAUCCUACGGUGCUUAAAGGGCGGUGCAGACACUACAAUAUGUUUGAAAUAAUGCAAUAUAUAUAUAUAUAUAUAUAUAUAUAUAUAUACACAAACCACAAACUGCCACAUUUCAUUUCUAAGAAGUAUAUUUAUUACGAUUGUUGCAGGCUGGAAUGAUAAAGGUUGUAUUAUGUACCUUUUAGAUGAUUGUACGUUUACUGUAUACUGACAAAAGGAUGUCUGAAACUUUAUAGCGUGUACUGCCUAUGAAGGGGGACUAUUGACAAUUUCACUUUUUAUAUUUGAAGGUUCAGAUUGUGAUAUGGAUAUAUUCGCUCCACAAUGAUUCUGGGUUGUUAAUCUCCCAAACCUUUUCUACAUGAAUGUUUCUCAACGCUGACGAGCCAACAUUGCUGGUUGUCCUAUAAUGCUUCAAUUACUAUAUUUUUACUGUGUAUAAAAUGUGUAUAUGUACAUAGGAGUCACGGAAAUGCCUUCUCAUGCAAUAUGUGCUGCCUGUCCCUCCUGCCAUGUGUCAGUUAUGUGGUGGUGAUGUUCUCAUGUUUGAUUUUAAAGUAUUAAACAUAUUUUUUAAAUCUUG
This is a messenger RNA of Cyclopterus lumpus (lumpfish), 4922 nucleotides long. RefSeq names its product phosphatidylinositol 4-phosphate 5-kinase type-1 alpha-like. The record is from RefSeq and is a predicted model, not a curated record. Bases 61 to 1857 code for a protein of 598 amino acids. Lineage: Eukaryota; Metazoa; Chordata; Actinopteri; Perciformes; Cyclopteridae. The transcript has 16 exons. Gene Ontology annotation, biological process: phosphatidylinositol metabolic process. Gene Ontology annotation, molecular function: phosphatidylinositol kinase activity.